CCCUCGAUCAUAUUCAAAAGUAAACAUGAAUCCAUGCAGGAGACUCGUGUUGUCAUCGCCUCUUCGCAUGGUCGUCGACUUAUGCAUCCAACAGUGAAUACCUAGGUAUUGACUGUGAGGAAGGUAGCAGUUACCAUAUUGAGAAGCUACUACUACUAUAUGUAUGGCUCUAUGCGAUCGACAUGUGCGACAAGGAAAGCGCUGGAUGGGUCUUUCCAGAAUCUAUUUUUGUUGCUUCAUGUCUACCAUAACAUCAUUCCCUGUUUACUUCACUACACUCGACAUCUUCAUACCUCUUUUUUGGAGUGAUAGCUUCUUUUUUUUUGGAAAUCUGUCUCUUGGAAUCUCCACAACCACAGCCCGGGAAAGCGGGUAUCUCCCUCACCAUCAGCUCCAAGCUGUCUGCCACCCAGCAUGCUGCGCCUAAAGCCCUCUGAGAUCGUUUUGACAACGGCCGAUAUAGAACAGACACGCCAGCGCAUAGAACGGCGAAAGAUCGUCCAGCCACUUAAUCUUUCAGUGCCCGGACGCACCCGAAUUUCAUCGGCAUAUCCAGUUGGAGCACGAAUUAGAGGCGGGGCACAGCGCUCUAGAGACGCUGCGGUUGCUAGUCUAGGCACGAUACCCAUCUUACGACCGCAGGAAGCUGUCAGCGCGUCUGUCGAUGAUGACAUGGAGCCAAACCAAGAAGCAUCGGAGACCUUUGAUGAGCUUGCGAGUCAAGAUGUGUCCGAACUUUCGCUUCCCCAAGUCGCAGAGCCUUUUGGAAACUUUGAGCUCCCUUUGAGGUCUGUACAUCCAGUAUCUGCUUCAGAGGACCAAUCGUGUGUAUAA
Molecule: messenger RNA, 834 nt
Organism: Periconia digitata
Lineage: Eukaryota; Fungi; Ascomycota; Dothideomycetes; Pleosporales; Periconiaceae
Source: the annotation of a GenBank genome assembly